This is a messenger RNA of Chlamydomonas reinhardtii, 2430 nucleotides long. RefSeq lists its product as uncharacterized. Lineage: Eukaryota; Viridiplantae; Chlorophyta; Chlorophyceae; Chlamydomonadales; Chlamydomonadaceae. The transcript has 14 exons. The record is from RefSeq and is a predicted model, not a curated record. Gene Ontology annotation, cellular component: cytosol. Gene Ontology annotation, molecular function: argininosuccinate lyase activity. The coding region runs from base 76 to 1602 and encodes 508 amino acids.
ACAAUUGGCUCGUCAAAUUGACGCGAGGCUGCACUUCGAUCCUGAAAGCCCCAGUUCAACAAGUCGGAUAGCCAAAUGGCCCCGCUCGCUCUCCAGCAUCAAGGGGCCUCUAAGUGCCUCGCGGCAACCCAGCGCAAGUGUGCUCGCGUUGCGGCUCGCGUCCCCGCUCGUCUCAGCGUCAUGGCCCAGGCAGCUGCUGCGCCUGCUGACAACACUAAGAAGCUGUGGGGCGGUCGCUUCACGGGCAAGACGGACCCGCUCAUGGAGAAGUUCAACGAGUCGCUGCCCUUUGACAAGCGCCUGUGGGCUGAGGACAUCAAGGGCAGCCAGGCGUACGCCAAGGCUCUUGCCAAGGCCGGCAUUCUGGCACAUGACGAGGCCGUGACCAUUGUGGAGGGGCUGGCCAAGGUGGCUGAGGAGUGGAAGGCGGGUGCCUUUGUGAUCAAGGCGGGUGACGAGGACAUCCACACGGCCAACGAGCGGCGCCUCACGGAGCUGGUGGGGGCGGUGGGCGGCAAGCUGCACACCGGCCGCUCGCGCAACGACCAGGUUGCCACCGACUACCGGCUGUGGCUGGUGGGUCAGGUGGAGGUGAUGCGGUCCGAGGUGGGCGAGCUGAUGCGCGUGGCGGCGGACCGCUCCGAGGCAGAGGUGGAGGUGCUCAUGCCGGGCUUCACGCACCUUCAGAAUGCCAUGACUGUGCGCUGGAGCCACUGGCUGAUGAGCCACGCCGCGGCCUGGCAGCGCGACGACAUGCGGCUGCGGGACCUGCUGCCGCGGGUGGCCACACUGCCGCUGGGCUCGGGCGCCCUGGCCGGCAACCCCUUUCUGGUGGACCGCCAGUUCAUCGCCAAGGAGUUGGGUUUCGGCGGCGGCGUGUGCCCCAACUCCAUGGACGCGGUGUCUGACCGCGACUUUGUGAUCGAGACGGUGUUUGCGGCCAGCCUGCUGUGCGUGCACCUGUCGCGCUGGGCGGAGGACCUCAUCAUCUACAGCUCCGGCCCCUUCGGCUACGUGCAGUGCAGCGACGCCUACGCCACCGGCUCCUCGCUCAUGCCGCAGAAGAAGAACCCCGACGCCCUGGAGCUCAUCAGGGGCAAGGGCGGUCGUGUGCAGGGCAACCUGAUGGGCGUCAUGGCGGUGCUCAAGGGCACGCCCACCACAUACAACAAGGACUUCCAGGAGUGUUGGGAGCUGCUGUUUGACACGGUGGACACGGUGCACGACGUGGUGCGCAUCGCCACCGGCGUGCUGUCCACCCUGCGGAUCAAGCCCGACCGCAUGAAGGCCGGCCUGUCCGCCGACAUGCUCGCCACGGACUUGGCCGAGUACCUGGUGCGCAAGGGCGUGCCGUUCCGGGAGACACACCACCACAGCGGCGCCGCCGUGAAGAUGGCCGAGGACCGCGGCUGCACGCUGUUCGACCUCACCGUGGACGACCUCAAGACCAUCCACCCGCUCUUCACCGACGACGUGGCGGCGGUGUGGGACUUCAACCGCAGCGCCGAGAUGCGCGACACGGAGGGCGGCACCAGCAAGCGCUCGGUGCUGGAGCAGGUGCAGAAGAUGCGCACCUACCUGGCGGCGGAGGGACAGCACUGAGCGGGUCGGGGGAGGGGGGGCGGGUGUGUAUGUGUGUGUGUGUGCGUGUGUAAGUCUCGGUGGAGGGGUGGUCCUCUAUAUGGCGGCGGGGCCACAGGGGGACGGGUGUGACAGAGUUACGGCCGGAGCCAGCGGAGUCCCGGGAUGGAUUAAGGAUCUGGGCCGGAGACACAAAAGACUGGGGGCGGGACUUCGCAGCUUGCCACAACGUUGGGGAGGCAGCGCCUGCUGCUUGGGAACGAGGAGGGCGCGGCGGCCGCGCUCGAGGAGGAGGAUGCGGAUUGCGACGCGCGUGCGGAUGGGGGUUUGCCGGUGUCUGUGAGAGCGGCCUGGCCACACGGCCAAGCGGCCAAUGAAGGAAGCGGGCGCGCGGGUUCAGAGGGUGCGCGUGCGGUACGUAGGCGUGGCCAGGGCAGCGUGACGGAAGGCUCAUCGGUGGCUCGGGGCUUCCACCGAGGGUGCACAGAAGCUGCGGCUGCGCGGUUUUGUCGCCGGUGGGAACAUUACCUGAAUCCUGCAUGGGGGCUCAGCAGGAGUGGGCCGGGAGUGGGCGGGGAGUGGAAGAGUCAAACCCGCGGGUCGAGUACGGCCUUGCGGUUUUGGGCAGUCUUUUUAAAUAGAACAUGUUACAUGAAAGAGCGUCCAAAGCUGUGCAUCCAGACUUGCAGCGUCCGAAAACGGCGGAAGGGGGUGGGUUGGCGGAAGGUGUGGCCGGGAGUGGAUGGACCCGCGGGGCUGCCCCCACUCCAGGGCCCCCGGGUCAGACUGCGGCCGGCGCAGUCUGCUGCUGCAAUGCAAUUCGAGGCCUAGGGAACUUGGAAAGGAACU